GUCGGAAACCUGACGCUAAGUCUACGUAAAAAGACGUAAGGAAGGAGCAGAGGAAGACGGCGGCUCUCGGGUCACGUGAUGCGGCGGGAGGGUCGUUGGCUCCUCCCUCUCCAAGAUGGCGUCCUUGCUGCAGUCGGAGAGGGUUCUCUAUCUAGUCCAGGGAGAAAAGAAGGUUCGGGCUCCGCUCUCGCAGCUCUACUUCUGCCGCUAUUGUAGCGAGUUGCGGUCUCUGGAAUGUGUGUCUCACGAGGUGGACUCUCAUUAUUGUCCCAGUUGCUUAGAAAAUAUGCCAUCGGCUGAAGCCAAACUAAAAAAGAAUAGAUGUGCCAACUGCUUUGACUGUCCCGGCUGCAUGCACACCCUCUCCACCCGGGCAACAAGUAUCUCCACACAGCUUCCAGAUGACCCAGCCAAGACCACCAUGAAGAAAGCCUAUUACUUGGCCUGUGGAUUUUGUCGCUGGACAUCUAGAGAUGUGGGCAUGGCAGACAAAUCUGUCGCUAGUGGUGGUUGGCAGGAACCUGAAAAUUCUCACACGCCACGGAUGAACAAAUUGAUUGAAUAUUACCAGCAGCUUGCUCAGAAAGAGAAAGUUGAACGAGAUCGCAAGAAACUGGCACGGCGUAGAAACUAUAUGCCUCUGGCUUUUUCGGACAAGUAUGGUCUUGGAACCAGGCUUCAGCGACCACGAGCUGGUACAUCCAUCAGUACCCUCGCGGGACUUUCCCUUAAAGAAGGAGAGGACCAGAAAGAGAUAAAGAUUGAGCCAGCUCAGGCUGUAGAUGAAGUGGAACCUCUACCCGAAGACUAUUAUACAAGACCAGUAAAUUUAACAGAAGUGACCACCCUUCAGCAGCGUCUCUUACAGCCUGACUUCCAACCAGUCUGUGCUUCACAGCUCUACCCUCGCCACAAACAUCUUCUGAUCAAACGGUCCCUGCGUUGCCGGAAAUGUGAACAUAAUUUGAGCAAGCCAGAAUUUAAUCCAACAUCUAUCAAAUUCAAAAUCCAGCUGGUUGCUGUCAAUUAUAUUCCAGAAGUGAGAAUCAUGUCAAUUCCCAACCUUCGCUACAUGAAGGAGAGCCAGGUCCUCCUGACUCUUACAAAUCCAGUGGAGAACCUCACCCAUGUGACUCUGCUGGAGUGUGAGGAGGGAGACCCUGAUAAUAUCAACAGCACUGCUAAGGUGGUGGUGCCUCCCAAGGAGCUCGUUUUAGCUGGCAAGGACGCAGCUGCAGAGUACGAUGAGUUGGCAGAACCCCAAGACUUUCAGGACGAUCCUGACAUUAUAGCCUUCAGAAAGGCCAACAAAGUGGGUAUUUUCAUCAAAGUUACUCCACAACAUGAAGAGGGUGAAGUGACCGUGUGCUUCAAGAUGAAGCAUGAUUUUAAAAACCUGGCAGCCCCCAUCCGCCCCAUUGAAGAAACUGACCAGGGCACAGAAGUCAUCUGGCUCACCCAGCAUGUGGAACUCAGCCUGGGCCCACUUCUACCUUAAAAGGUUCCACUGGCAGGCAGAUCCCAAAGGACAGUGUUACCAUAAACUUGUGUUAAAAUGUGGAAGCCACUGCUUCAUUACGCCUUGUUGAUAACAAUGUACCCACGCACUACUGAAUCCUAUUCCUAGGAAAAUGGGAGGAUAGACCAGGCAUUAGGAACACAGGGUAACUGCUGUUCCUCUUGCUCUCACCUCUGUUGACACCAGUAAGUCUGUGUCUUCCUACUGCACGUUGAAUAACAACAGUAUAGUUCCAUCCCAGUAAAGGGGAUGACCGUUCCUUGGAAUGGCAUUAGGUUUACCACCUGAGAAACUCUGACUGUACUAUCUUUUAAUCUGAUCUCACAAAGGAUCACAGUCUCACAGAUGAAACUUAAAAAAUGAAAACCCAAAGGUGGAUCUGCUACUAAUGAUCCAGCGUUGGUCUCAGUGUACCGACUGCUCUCUGCAUUCUAUUAAGUAUGAUCUUGCAACUUAAAACAUACCCUUCACUUGCCUUCAUGGCUCCCAUUUUGCCAUAGAUUGCCAUUUGUCAGAAAAGUAGUUGUCACAUUGUCUUUAGUUUUGUGAUUGGAAAAACCUAUGAAAUUCUUAAGGUACUCUCAUUUGCCCUCUUCUAAGUGAAUACAGGACGUUUAUUAGUUGCUCUUAAAUUCUUUCCCAGUAGAAUAUGGAACUUUUUCUUUUAAGAAGGAUUUGAGAAGCAAGCAAUUACAUGUCAUGUCAAGGAGAUAGCAAAUUCCGUUCAUUUAAAUAUUGCCACAAUGUGCAGAGAUUAUGCUGCCAUGGAGGCAAUCUUUGUAUGUCUAACUAACUUUCUACCCCUUCUUGUCUCCUCUGCCUUUUUAACUCAGUAAGUUGUUCUGAGUAUUUGGGACCUGGAAAGAGCCAGAGAAAACCUGAGUGGAUGCAUUCACUUCUGGAAUGCAGAAAACAUUUUAAAAUGCUGGAUUCUUAGCAUGAUCUGAACUAACAUUCUUUCCAUGGAUUUGAAGGGGAAAUUAACUGUUACAAUCUCCUGAAUCCGAAACUGGAUAUUAAGAGAACUUUCCCCUUUACUGAGUUUAAGACUUUUGUCAUAUGCUGAGUCAAAUAAGACCAUUUUGAUUGUAAACCACAAAAUAGCUCAGCAAAGUAGCCUCGAAUGCUGGCCUAACAGCAGACAUGCUGUUUUCACGUGAUAUCCAGGAGUUGAGUUGCUAACCAUAAUUUCUGUGAUGUUUUCUAAAAUGAGACUUGACAAAGUAGACCGCCAGCUGCACCAUGUUUUCGUAAAAGUAUUGUUAGUGGCCAAAAGACUUUUGAGGAAAAGAGAAAUUCCUGUUUACCCUGGUUUUGUUUUACAAAGUCUUUACUUAAAAAAAAAAAAAAAAGUAAAAUAUACUGUAAUCUAGAAUACAGACAGGCUAUAGUCCUUGUCAGCUCCCUUGAAAGAUGAAAAUAUUUAGGAAGCUUUUGAAAGACACUAAAUUGGAUUGUAAAGGUCAAGCCAAUUUUAUGAAACAAUAUGCCCACAGAGUAAUAUAUAUGCAGUAGUGAAAGAAAAAAACACUCAUCUCUAACAAUAUGGUAAUUAAUAAGGUUUAGUCUCUUAGUAAUUGGGGCAGGGGCUAAUUAUAAAUUUGCACACAAUAGAAAGAGUUUAAGUUUUUGUGACCUCCCCCACCCCAGGGUGUCUAAUUUGUAUUACACUACCUACUAGAGCCUACUGUGAAAUCACUGCUCUAUAUUUGCCAGUGGAGAAAAUGGGCAUCAAAAUAGAGAAUAGCUUCAUAUGUUUAUACAUGUGUAGCACAUAGACUACACACAGUUGUAUGUCAUGCAUUUAGGGCAUGACUACUAUUUGUUCCCAAAAGUAAUAAUGUUGAAGUAAUGGGUCUCAUUACUCCCAUGUGACACAGAAACACAAAAACACUUUUGAUCACAGAAAUUUUUUUUUUCUUCAGAAGCCAAAUUAACUUGCAAAGUAACAGAGCCAUCGGUUUAAUGUUUCCUCAUGAUAGAUUUUAGUGCAAGCUGGUAUUCUAUGUGUUCGUAGAAAUGGUUCAACACCUGCAGCUGGUGAAUUAGGUACUGUAUUUGUUGCCUUUUUUAUGCUAGUCAGUGUGCGCCACCACAGACAGUUAGAUGCUGUUAGCACUUGAAACUACAAUUUUGGAAACUUAAGACUACGUUAAUUUGGAUUUGUGAUUUGAUUCACGCACUAAAGUUUUCUUUUUGUUUAAAGUGCUUACAGGCAUAAUGAGCUAAAUGUCAUGCAUAUUUGUGAAGAAAUACUCUUUCCGGUCCAUUUUGGGAAUGAGAGGCACUCCUUGAUCUUUAUGAAUGACAGGUUACUGUUUUUGCCUUAUUGCUUAACUUAAUGUAGUGAAAUAAAGCAGACAAAGCU
Messenger RNA from Lemur catta (Ring-tailed lemur), 3887 nucleotides. It is a transcript of the gene DCTN4, whose product is annotated as dynactin subunit 4. NCBI's taxonomy places the organism in Eukaryota, Metazoa, Chordata, Mammalia, Primates, Lemuridae. Gene Ontology annotation, cellular component: dynactin complex. Bases 116 to 1498 code for a protein of 460 amino acids. The record is from RefSeq and is a predicted model, not a curated record. The transcript is spliced from 13 exons.